AUGGAGCUUGAAGCUGGGUAUGUAGAUUGGAGAGGGAAUGCUGUGGAUGGAAACAAGCACGGUGGCAUUAAGGCAACACUCUUCCUCUACGUUCUGGUCAUGUUACGAAGCUGUCCUAGCAGCGCAAACUUCAGUCUUGUGGCCUAUUUCCAUGGAACACUGCAUCUGGAUAUUGUGACCUCUUCAGCCGUGAUCACCUACCUGGGUUAUAUGUUGCUAGCAUUGCAGGCACACUUGCCUUCACUACAUCCUCUGGACUGUGAGAUAAACAAAGAACCAAACAACUGUGAACCAGCUGAAGGCUGGCAGUUAACACUGCUCUACCUGAGCUUAUCAAUAUUUGCCAUUGGGGAAGGCUGCAUGCGCUCCUGCAUACCACUCCUUGGUGGAGAUCAGUACAGCAAUGAUGAUAUGAAAAAAAGCCAGCUCAAGGGUAGGUUCUUGAGUUGGCUAAAGUUUGCAAACUCCCUUGGAGCGCUCAUCGGAUUGGUAUUCUUAGUCUGGAUCGAAAACAAUUUGGGCUGGGCCACUGGCUUUAUGAUAUCUGCACUUAUUGUACUGGUAGGGCUGUUUGUGGCAGCGUGUGGACUGCCUUUCUACAGAACAGUCAGACCUAAUGGAUGUCAUGUGACUAGAAUAUUGCAGGAUGUCAUGACUUCAUCAAAGAAGAGGCAGGCUGCCAUUGCAGAUGAUAUUGAGCUGCAAGAAACCAGCACAGCAGAAUGUGUUGAUGGACAAGACAAAUCAGACAGCAGGAUCAUUCGCACCACUCAAGUUGAAGAGGAAACAAAUGGCAUCAUCCUGAUGUUUCCAAUCUUCAUCAGCUGCUUGCUCAUCUACCUGCCUUUCACGCUUCUAAUGACACUAACCAUACAAGUAGGCAGCACGAUGGACGGAAGGAUAGGAGAGAUAAAGAUUUCCUCUGCCUCUCUCAUCGCAAUCCCAACAGCAUUUCACAUGCUUAUGCGACCAUGCUACAGGCGGAUAUUGAUACCACUGCUAAAAAGAUUCACAGGCCACACACAUGGAAUCACACCACUGCAGCGUAUAGGUGCUGGCUCUGCAUGCGGGAUAGCAGCAGCAUGUGUUGCCACAUUAGUUGAAACAAGAAGACUGAUAGCCGCAGAACAACAUGGGCUAACGUCGACAGGAGCAGCUGUCCCGAUGUCCGUGUUCGGGCUGGUGAUACAAUUCUUCCUGUUAAGCAUCAUGGAUAUAGCAUCCUUCAGUGGACUGAUUGAGUUCAUAAAGAGUGAGUCAUUUCCACAAAUGGAGCUGAUAGCACCGGCAGUACAAUCCAUUCUUUCUGGAAUAGCAGCCUGGUUGGCAUGUGCCUUCAUACAACUGAUGAACAGAGUGACGAGGCAUGGGGACAACGUAAGAGGAUGGCUGGACGGAGCGGACUUCAACAGGACGCGUCUCGAUCGUUUCUUCUUGUUACUGGCAGCCUUUGAGCUGGUGGCACUGAUCAACUAUGCUUUCUGGGCGAGGAGAUAUGCCAACAAGCAACAUAGUAGCGCAUAG
This is a messenger RNA of Lolium perenne, 1524 nucleotides long. RefSeq names its product protein NRT1/ PTR FAMILY 8.3. The record is from RefSeq and is a predicted model, not a curated record. Gene Ontology annotation, molecular function: transmembrane transporter activity. NCBI's taxonomy places the organism in Eukaryota, Viridiplantae, Streptophyta, Magnoliopsida, Poales, Poaceae. Gene Ontology annotation, cellular component: membrane. Gene Ontology annotation, biological process: transmembrane transport.